CUGGGCUGACAUUAUCUUUAAAUCCUUCGCCAGCCGCGCUCCUCCGCGCCUCAGAAUGCCCCGCCGCCUCUCCUCAUAAUGGCCGACUCCACUUCAAUUGACGCGCGGAACCAGGAUGGACAUACCGAGUGCCUCCAACCCCGGGCGCGCAAACCCGGGAAAAUCGAACUGUUGAAACCGCACAUGAGCGACGAGCUCCUGAGGCCGAAUGGGUAUCUGAGGGAGCCUCCGUCCUGCGUCUCGAGUGGCCGCUCGACGCCUAUACCUGCAGAUGCACCACCUUCUGUGCAGGCGUCCUCCUCCGCUCGACGCCAGAUUCGAGCACAGCAGAAACAGCGCAUGUUUCCCAGUAUCGAAUAUGUCGAUCGAGUCUCCCAUUUCGACCCGAUGAGCGACUACCGGGACUUCCGCGGUUUCUUCGUACUGUUCUGGAUAGGUCUUGCCAUCAUGGUCAUAACUUCCAUGCUUCGGAACUACAAGGAUACAGGCUACCCUCUGUCUAUCAGGCAAUGGAAUCUGUUCACGGAGAAGGUCUGGGAACUGGGCCUCAGCGAUGGAGCUAUGGUUGCUAGCACCGCUUUGUCGCUUCCGUUGCACAAAUUGUACAUGAGCAGCUUCGGCGUGUUCCGGUGGAAUAAUCUCGGCAUGGCUAUUCAGAGCAUAUAUCAAGCUGCUUGGCUUACGUUCUGGUGCUCUUUCCCCUUCAUCCGGGACUGGAGUUGGACCGCUCAAGUCUUCUUCACCCUGCAUUUACUGGCUAUCUUUAUGAAAAUGCAUUCAUAUGCCUUCUACAACGGCCAUCUAAGCGAAACAAGACGUCGGCUCAAUGACCUCGAUACCCCUGAUACAGCCUCUAAAGCUGCAGCUUACAGAUACCCCCAGCCGCGCACCCAUCUCCAAGAGAUUCCCCAGUCUCCUUCUCAAGCCCAGAAUUCGCAAAGCGUCAACGGGGAGAAGCUGCGCCAACUAAGAGAAGACCUUGCAUUCGAGUUGGCCUCGCCCUUAGGCCACGUCUCGUAUCCACAAAAUCUCACACUAUACAACUACGCUGAUUUCAUCUUCUGUCCGACUCUUUGCUAUGAACUUGAAUAUCCAAGAACUCCAAGGAUACGGUGGAUGGAAGUCUUCUACAAGACUUUGGCUGUAUUUGGCUGCAUCUUCCUCAUGACAGUCACCACUGAAGAAUUCAUCUUGCCAGUCUUGGACGAAUCUGCAGUCAGACUUCAGGCCUCGCAGAGCAUCUCCGACUUCGGCUUGAUAAUGGGAGAAACAAUCGGACGUCUGCUGUUCCCAUUUAUGGUCACGUUCUUACUCGUCUUCUUGGUGAUCUUCGAGUAUGUCUUGGGCGCUUUCGCUGAAAUAACCCGCUUUGCGGAUCGCCAGUUCUACGCUGAUUGGUGGAACAGCUGCGAUUGGCUUGAGUUCUCGAGAGAGUGGAACAAACCAGUUCACCACUUCUUCAGGAGGCACGUCUACUCCGCGUCCAAAAACCACACGUCGCGACCAGUUGCGACUGUUAUCACUUUCCUCAUUAGCGCGUUGGCACACGAACUUGUCAUGGGUUGCAUUACGCGCAAGUUCCGAGGUUAUGGAUUCUUCGCAAUGAUGCUCCAAAUGCCGAUCGUUAUGGUCCAGCGGUCUCGUUUUGUCCGCGGUCGCACUUUGCUCAAUAACGUACUAUUCUGGUGCUCUAUGAUUCUCGGACUUUCCAUGAUGUGUGCUUUGUACGUUCUUGUGUAGACCUAGAACCUAUGUAGCAUACGUUUGUACAAAUAUCCGUGGGCUAGGAAUAGGUAGAGGUACGCAUUCGAGAUACCCUUCCUUACUCUUCUGCAUUAUAUAGACGCAUAUAUCCCAUCGUUCUCAUCAACAUAUUUCAAAAUAUUCUCCUCAAUGAGAUAUUGGUAGACCUGUUUUCUGAACAUUAGUAGUUCCUUAAUGAUCUUGAGAAGAGCAUUACUAGGUCUUUAUCGUAACCAGGCCACUAUUCGAC
Messenger RNA from Lindgomyces ingoldianus, 1993 nucleotides. RefSeq names its product MBOAT-domain-containing protein. Gene Ontology annotation, cellular component: endoplasmic reticulum membrane. Gene Ontology annotation, molecular function: ergosterol O-acyltransferase activity. The coding region runs from base 79 to 1740 and encodes 553 amino acids. NCBI's taxonomy places the organism in Eukaryota, Fungi, Ascomycota, Dothideomycetes, Pleosporales, Lindgomycetaceae. Gene Ontology annotation, biological process: ergosterol metabolic process. The record is from RefSeq and is a predicted model, not a curated record. The transcript is spliced from 7 exons.